AUGGAAGAGAAGAAAACAGUUGCGGAAGUGACACAACGUUUGCGUGAGAUUGAAGACUAUAACCUUGCGUUUCGACUUCAGGAAGAAGAGUACUUGAGUCAUUACCACCGUAACAGAGAAGGACGACGCUUAGUUGGAGAUGAUACUAAACAAUCCAUUGUGGAGCAGGCCAAGGAGAAUCAACAAAGAAUAGAAACGAUAAGAAAAAUAACCGAGUCCGAUGAAGAGUUGGCACGACGCCUUCAACAGCAAUUUGAGGAGGAGGAGAAACAACGGCUCGAUGAAUUAGCUCGAAAAGAUGCGGAACUCGCUCGUCGUCUUGCUAAUAAUGAUGAACAGUCUACAUCUGCUUUAAGCACAAUACCUCCUCCUGUUCACCCUUCGCACGCAAAUCCAGUGCGACCACCACCACUUAUCGACCUCUCCGAUCAGAUGGCUACUUCGUCGAGUGUGCUUCAUACACAACCAGACCUCCUCCAACAGCUUCCAACACCUAUGGUUACUUCAUCUGUCGAAAAGCAAAAUGUUUUCACAUCUCCGAAUAUUCACCAGGCACCCCCUGUCACACUUCAUCCCACCAAUCCAUUUCUACAAGACCUAUCCAAGGAACAAGUUCAAGGAUCAACUCAGUACUAUUCAGAGUUUGGCCUGCCACCUCCAUCUGAUCUUGCUUUGGGGAAAAAGAGAUGA
Molecule: messenger RNA, 690 nt
Organism: Necator americanus (New World hookworm)
Lineage: Eukaryota; Metazoa; Nematoda; Chromadorea; Rhabditida; Ancylostomatidae
Exons: 7
Coding region: 1-690 (229 amino acids)
Source: RefSeq, a predicted model, not a curated record